AACGCUCGUUCCUCUUUGCUCGUACUAUAGUCGGAUCGGGUUUGCCUCGGCUCCACCGCUUCCGAAUCAAAAUCUUCUUCUUCUCCCAUCAAAAUCUUACCGGUCCCCUUUUUCUCCUCCUCUCCCCUUCCACCGAAACCCUAGGGAUGGCGUCGCCGGCGUCUCGGUGCGUCCUGCUGGAUCCAGGUGUGCCCGACUACGUGUUCUCCAUCGGUCCAACAGAACAAGGGUGGGCGUCUAUCGACUUGAAGAAGAAGAGGUACCAAGGGUGCGGGAGGUACGGCCCCUUGUUGGCGGAGAGCGUGAAGCUCUAUGUGCGCCUCGCCGAGGAGCACCCGGCUCUCUCUCGGUUGGCCAUCUGCGCCGACAAGAAUAUCAUCCGCAACAUCGUGGCGGAAGAACUCAAGAAGAAGAAAGCUUCCAAGGCCGCCGAAUCUUCAUCCCCCGGCCUCAUGGUGCCGGAUCUGGCGAUUCGCGCCAUCGAGUUCGACAAGAUCGAUGAGAUCUCAGGUGUCACUGCCCGCGUCGAGGUCGCAGACAAGAACCUCAUGGUCCUCUCCCUGUCCUUCGUCUUCACAUCUAGCAAGCACUACCUCCUCUAUGAUGCCAUUCACGCAUCCAUGUCCAUGAUCCCCAUCCCGAAUUGGUGCUGCGAUAUCUACUUACCGUCGAACCCUCUCCCUGUGCGGUACGGUGAUGAGUACGCCCUAGUCCUCUUUGCCAAGAACUAUCCCUACAAGAGAGAAGGACGAUCCACCUGCAUUGACUUGCUCUACCUGUGGACGCCUCCAAAGUCGUCGUCGCCUCCAACGUUGCUGCCACCGCCGCCACCGCCGCCGCGAGAGAAGAUGUACCCGAAUCCCUCCGGUGAACCGUGGCACACCAGGAAACCGCGCUUCUCGAAGGAGACGCCAGCGUCCUUCUGCCACCACGUCAAGUUCACAUCCAGUAGCCAUGCUUUCUGGGCUGAUCUCACCAAGGGCGUCCUGUGCUGCCGCAUCAAGGACCUCUUGGACAGCUUCUUCGUCCAUUUUGACUUCAUUGAGUUGCCCCCUGGGUGCAAGUCUGACGCCCUUGAUGACUCCGAUACUGGGCCAGCGGAGAUGUUCCGAACCAUGGGCUGCAGCACUGGGGACUUGAUCAAGUUUGUCUCCAUCUCCUUCGAUGAUUCUGUGCCGGAGGACGACAAGACGGUGACGGAGUGGACACUGGACAUGGGUACCUUGCAGUGGACCAAGGGCGAGGAGCUGCGCUUCGGAACUCUGUGGGAACUGGAUGACUUCAAGAAGGAUGGAUUACCGGAGACCGAGCCAGUGUACCCCCUGCUGAGCAUGGAGGAAGGCGAUGGUGGAGACCUUUACUUCAUACUGUCCAGGCCAAUCAUGCGGUGGGAGGACCCUGCGGUGCACCACGUCUGCCGAUUCAACAUGACAAGCAAGAAGCUUGUGUCCAACCCUCUUUCCUGGCGCCCAGAUAAGAUUGUUCCUUCUGGUUUGUUGGGCUGUGAAUUCUUCAGACACCUUGAUAGUCAGCGCCUUGUUCCUGACAAUAGGAAGAUGGAUGCGGGCAAAGUGCAAUCCUGGGUCGAGAUGGAGUCAGCAUUGGAGGAAGUUGAUGAAAGCAUGCAGAGAGAGAUAUCACGGAAGCAAAUGGUGUGGUCCGGGAGCCAGCUAGAUUUGUUUUGCCAGGCAAAUUAGGGAGAUCAAAUGCUGAUUAGGGAGAUCGGACUCUGAAUUCCAUCAUUCGAUGUUCACAAGCUGGGUUCUUUAAUACUUCUGUUUAUUGGUACCAGUAUGUUUUUGCUUGUCGAUCUCACAACCUUAUGUAUGCACUGAAGUAAUUUGAAUUUAUCUUGGGUGAACUGCUUUUGCAAAAACUCGCAUACCUUCUUUGGGGA
Molecule: messenger RNA, 1897 nt
Organism: Oryza sativa Japonica Group (Japanese rice)
Lineage: Eukaryota; Viridiplantae; Streptophyta; Magnoliopsida; Poales; Poaceae
Source: RefSeq, a predicted model, not a curated record